CGGCGGCUGUGUAGGGCGGACGGUCUGAGCGUGGCCUGCACCCCAGCGGAGCGGACGGUGGGCGCAUCCCCUCGCGGAGGACCCUGCUCCGGUGCUCAGCCUGCACGUGGGCUGCACGGGGCUCGCCGUGGUGGAGGGAGGGAGGGCGCUCUCAGAGUCUCUUCUGGCGCCCACGUGGCGGGGAGGAGAGAGACUUGAGAACCGGGAGCAGAGUUGGGGGAGCAUCUGUUUGUUGGUGGUGGAUCAGUUUCACCCUGGACUGGUGACGUCCCUGCCUCAGUUUCCUGAAGCUGUCCGUGGUGGCAUAUGACUUCUACACCCAACAUGAGCGACAUUUCCUGCAAAAAACGGGAUGACUAUCUGGAGUGGCCGGAGUAUUUCAUGGCGGUAGCCUUCUUGUCAGCACAAAGAAGCAAGGACCCAAGUUCCCAGGUGGGAGCCUGCAUUGUGAAUACAGAAAACAAGAUCGUUGGGAUCGGGUACAAUGGGAUGCCAAAUGGGUGCAGCGAUGACCUGUUGCCCUGGAGGAGAACAGCAGAAAACAAGCUGGAUACUAAGUACCCUUAUGUGUGCCACGCCGAGCUGAACGCCAUCAUGAACAAGAAUUCGGCCGACGUGAAGGGCUGCAGUAUGUAUGUGGCCUUGUUCCCAUGUAAUGAGUGUGCGAAGCUCAUCAUUCAGGCAGGUAUAAAAGAGGUUAUUUUCAUGUCGGAUAAAUACCAUGACAGCGAGGAGACGACGGCUGCUAGGCUUCUGUUUAAAUUGGCUGGGGUUACGUUCAGAAAAUUCACACCGAAGUACAGCAAGAUUGUCAUUGAUUUCGAUUCGAUUAAUAGCCGUCCGAGUCAGAAGCCUCAGUGAGUUUCGAGCCCCGGAAGAAGAUGACACCCCACACACACAAGGGGCUCCUGAGCCUUUCAUCUUAAGUCACACAUAACUUUUUAAUAGCACAGCACAUACUAAAGAAUAUAAAACUUAGGCUCUUCUCUACCGUCACACGGAUCUACAUCUGCCUCAGCUGUCGAUCUAGUUUGCCUUGGAAACUAAGGGACCGCCCACGGGAGCUGGAGGGAAGGUCUCUCCACUUCCGGAGAGCCUGUCUGCCUGCCGAGAGGGAGGCUGCACCAGCGAGUGUCAGCUCUGUCAUCCACCGCAUUGCAACAGCCGCUCCUCCCUGCUACACGGGCUAGAAGGACAUACAAGUAAUUGCUCCUCAUCGAUGAGCAGACACUCUGAUGUGAACAUCUGGCCCAAAUGAAGCAUGCCCUGUCACGCCCUUGGAAAAACAAACAGGACCAAAUGAAGCUAGCUAGCGUGAGCGUACCUGCCGCGUACCUGCCGCAGAGGCCUCUCACCGGUUCACAUGAGGCUGAGGAGGGCUGUGGCCCGGCAGGUGAUCAGGACAAUAUCCCCUCCGUUCGCACUUUCCUGCCCCACACACAACAGUAGCUCACUAUCCCUCUGGAGGGUAGAGGACCCCUGCGGUUCCAGCCUCUUAUCCUUGGUUUGUUGGUCACAUAGCACAGUUAAAUUUAUCCGAGGAAUAAGUAGCUCCUAGAGGAGACAGCGUAUCGCUCCCCCCAGACCAGGCACUGUGCAGCGACAGCUGCAGCUGAAUGGAUGGGUGAUGUGGGAUGUCCCCCAUCCCGUUUCUCCUGCUGUGUGGGCACAUGUCACUCCUGUUCCUCGUUCCAGCAUGGUUCAUUUCCAAGGGCACCCUACAACCAGAGAGCACAUUAAUUCCUGUCCUAUAAGGGGAUUAUGGGAGACACUGUACCUGGAGUUAGUCCACGCGUACCCUCACAGGCAGCAUCCUCCUGGCGCCCCAGUGUGGAUGGGGGUGCCCCACUGUGUAAUCUGUUUUUACCUUCAUUUAACUUCAGCAAACAUGCUCGGUGUCUUUGAUAGUUUCUUUUUCCUAAAAAUUGUUCCCUUUUGUAGAAUGCUUGUUCCCCCCCCCCCGCCGCCAUGUCCCCUUCCCAUAGUCCUCCCCCCUCCCCCCAGGGUCUUUAUUUUAUCUCUAAGAUUUUUAUAUGAUUUUUUUAAAACUAUUCUGGAGCAUUUUUAUAAUUUGGAUCUUUGCCAAUAUUAUUAAAAAUUUAUUAAAAUCCACCAGUACCAAAA
This is a messenger RNA of Rattus rattus (black rat), 2124 nucleotides long. RefSeq names its product dCMP deaminase (gene Dctd). Lineage: Eukaryota; Metazoa; Chordata; Mammalia; Rodentia; Muridae. The coding region runs from base 307 to 861 and encodes 184 amino acids. Gene Ontology annotation, cellular component: cytoplasm. Gene Ontology annotation, molecular function: zinc ion binding; dCMP deaminase activity. Gene Ontology annotation, biological process: dUMP biosynthetic process; dTMP biosynthetic process. The record is from RefSeq and is a predicted model, not a curated record. The transcript has 6 exons.